Conger conger (European conger) is the source of this 4941-nucleotide messenger RNA. Its product is annotated as cadherin EGF LAG seven-pass G-type receptor 1-like. Gene Ontology annotation, molecular function: calcium ion binding; cadherin binding. The transcript is spliced from 33 exons. The record is from RefSeq and is a predicted model, not a curated record. Lineage: Eukaryota; Metazoa; Chordata; Actinopteri; Anguilliformes; Congridae. Gene Ontology annotation, cellular component: cytoplasm; adherens junction; catenin complex. The coding region runs from base 1 to 4941 and encodes 1646 amino acids. Gene Ontology annotation, biological process: cell morphogenesis; adherens junction organization; calcium-dependent cell-cell adhesion.
AUGACCAUCAACACAAGGUCUUUGGUGUUGCCGUCCGUAAAGCCUCAGCACUCUGCAGCUCUUCCAGUGCUGAUGUUUCCACGCUCUUCCAAAGGGCUGAAGAGGCAGAAAAGGGACUGGCUCAUUCCCCCCAUCAACUUCCCAGAGAACGACAGAGGCCCCUUCCCCAAACAGAUGGUGCAGAUCAGAUCCAACAACGAUAAGGAAGUGCCGGUGCAUUACAAAAUCACUGGGCCUGGGGCAGAUCAGCCCCCUGUUCAGCUGUUCAAAAUUGACCGAGGCUCUGGCUGGCUCAGUGUCACACAGCCUUUGGACCGAGAGAGGCAAGAUAAAUAUAAACUCUUUGCUCACGCUGAAGUAGUGGGUUCAACUGCUGCAGCCGAGGAUCCCAUGGAAUUUAUCAUCUCUGUGAUCGAUCAGAACGACGAGAAACCCAAAUUCACUGAAGAAACCUUUCUUGGCGAGUUAGUUGAAGGAUCCCAAGCAGGUUUCGAAUUUAUGAAGGUGACCGCUGUUGAUCUAGAUGAACCUGGUUCAGCUAAUUCUGACAUUAGAUACAGAAUUGUGAGCCAAGACCCAGAGAGUCCAUCACCAAAUAUGUUCUUUAUUAACCCUAUAACUGGAGGGAUCCAACUGAAGUCAGAGGGGCUGGACAGAGAGAACUUUCCUCAAUAUACAUUGGUAAUUAGCGCUGCUGAUAUGGAGGGGAAAGGCCUCUCAACCACCUGCAAAGCAAGCAUCACAGUAACCGACAGCAACGACAACGCUCCUCAGUUUGUCGAAUAUUCAUACACAGUGACUGUGCCUGAGAAUGCAGUGGGUGCCCUAGUGGUGAAAAUGCCAGUGACUGAUGGGGAUGAACCUUACACACUAGCCUGGUCAACUAAAUACAAGAUUAUUGAAGGAGACAACGGAGGGUUCUUCAAUGUUACCACUGGACCCAGCAAGCUGGAGGGCAUUAUUACUACAGUCAAGGGCCUUGAUUUUGAGAAGAACGCAAAGUACACCUUGUUGGUCACCGUGGAGAACGAUGCCCCUUUUGUCACCAAUCUGCCCACCUCCACUGCCACAGUUAUUGUGAACGUGGAGGAUGUGAACGAGGCCCCAGUGUUUAAUCCAGUUGAGAAGGUGGUCAUUAAACCAGAGAACCUGGAAACUGGAGCUGACAUAAUUGCAUAUACAGCAACUGACCCUGACACGGCAAAAAAUCAGAAAAUGUGGUAUAAAUCGGGCGAUGAUCCAGCUGGAUGGCUGAACGUCAAUAGAGAGACUGGACUUAUCAAAGCGAGGAGCCCCAUGGAUAGAGAAUCUCCCUUUGUCAAAGGGGGCAGAUACCGGGCCCUCAUCCUGGCCAUUGAUGAUGAUGAUGUCCCUGCAACGGGAACCGGGACUCUGCUGAUCGAGCUGGAAGAUGUAAAUGACAACGCUCCCACAAUCAAGGAGAGGGAGAUCAUGAUCUUCGCAUUUUCUUUCAUUUAUUCACUGAUUUUAAAAGUACAGCCGACCGAACGUUCCCGAGUGGCAUACUUCACCCUCUUCAAAUCAGCCAUGAAGAGGGUCUUCGACCGGGCUGUUUCGGGACCUGCUGCCACACGUCGAUUCUUUUGCAUCUGCCAGGUGAACAAGGGGGUCCUGAUGGGUGCCACCAUGGAUCCAUCCCCCUCAGCCUCCUGUUCCACCCUGCUCGCCAUCACCUCCUGGGAGAGGGGUGAUGACUUUAAGCCCAACUCUGAUGGCCCAAAGAAGAUGUCCACAGACACAGUGAUUCGUGAACCUGGAGACAGUCAGCAUGACCAUCAACACAAGGUGGGCAGUAUCACUCCUGUGCAGCCUCAGCACUCUGCAGCUCUUCCAGUGCUGAUGUUUCCACGCUCUUCCAAAGGGCUGAAGAGGCAGAAAAGGGACUGGGUCAUUCCCCCCAUCAACUUCCCAGAGAACGACAGAGGCCCCUUCCCCAAACAGAUGGUGCAGAUCAGAUCCAGCAGGGCUAAGGAAGUGCCGAUGCAUUACAAAAUCACUGGGCCUGGGGCAGAUCAGCCCCCUGUUCAGCUGUUCAAAAUUGACCGAGACUCUGGCUGGCUCAGUGUCACACAGCCUUUGGACCGAGAGAUGCAAGAUAAAUAUAAACUCUUUGCUCACGCUGAAGUAGUGGGUGAAACUACUGCGGCCGAGGAUCCCAUGGAAAUUAUCAUCUUUGUGAUCGAUCAGAACGAUGAGAAACCCAAAUUCACUGAAGAAACCUUUUUUGGCAAGUUAGCUGAAGGAUCCAAAGCAGGUUUCGAAUUUAUGAAGGUGACCGCUGUUGAUCUAGAUGCACCUGGUUCAGCUAAUUCUGACAUUAGAUACAGAAUUGAGAGCCAAGACCCAGAGAGUCCAAAACCAAAUAUGUUCUUUAUUAACCCUAUAACUGGAGGGAUCCAACUGAAAUCAGAGGGGCUGGACAGAGAGAACUUUCCUAAAUAUACAUUGGUAAUUAGCGCUGCUGAUAUGGAGGGGUAUGGCCUCUCAACCACCUGCAAAGCAAGCAUCACAGUAACCCACAGCAACGACAACGCUCCUCAGUUUGUCCAAAAUUCAUACACAGUGACUGUGCCUGAGAAUGAGGUGGGUGCCCUAGUGGUGAAAAUGCCAGUGACUGAUGGGGAUGAACCUCACACAUCAGCCUGGUCAACGAAAUACAAGAUUAUUGAAGGAGACAAUGGAGGGUUCUUCAAUGUUACCACUGGACCCAGCGAGCUGGAGGGCAUUAUUACUACAGUCAAGGGCCUUGAUUUUGAGAAGAACGCAAAGUACACCUUGUUGGUCACCGUGGAGAACGAUGCCCCUUUUGUCACCAAUCUGCCCACCUCCACUGCCACAGUUAUUGUGAACGUGGAGGAUGUGAACGAGGCCCCAGUGUUUAAUCCAGUUGAGAAGGUGGUCAUUAAACCAGAGAACCUGGAAACUGGUGCUGACAUAAUUGCAUAUACAGCAACUGACCCUGACACGGCAAAAAAUCAGAAAGUGUGGUAUAAAUCGGGCGAUGAUCCAGCUGGAUGGCUGAACGUCAAUAGAGAGAGUGGACUUAUCAAAGUGAGGAGCCCCAUGGAUAGAGAAUCUCCCUUUGUCAAAGGGGGCAGAUACCGGGCCCUCAUCCUGGCCAUUGAUGACGAUGAUGCCCCUGCAACGGGAACCGGGACUCUGCUGAUUGAGCUGGAAGAUGUAAAUGACAACGCUCCCACAAUCGAGGAGAGGGCGAUCACGAUCUGUAACCAAGAAUCUCACACUGUGACACUGUCCGUCAUCGACCGAGACGGGCCUGGAUUCACCUCCCCUUUCCGGGUGGAACUACAGGGAACGAGCGCGAACAACUGGACCGCUCGCAUGAAUGACGCAAAGACGGGCAUAAUACUUGGACUGAGAACCUAUUUGGAAGAGAAUGACUACACUGUUAUCCUCCGCGUAUUUGAUAGCCAGGGACUGUUCCAGGACAACACCAUUACUGCCACUCCUCAGCACUCUGCAGCUCUUCCAGUGCUGAUGUUUCCACGCUCUUCCAAAGGGCUGAAGAGGCAGAAGAGGGACUGGGUCAUUCCCCCCAUCAACUUCCCAGAGAACGACAGAGGCCCCUUCCCCAAACAGAUGGUGCAGAUCAGAUCCAGCAGGGAUAAGGAAGUGCCGAUGCAUUACAAAAUCACUGGGCCUGGGGCAGAUCAGCCCCCUGUUCAGCUGUUCAAAAUUGACCUAGACUCUGGCUGGCUCAGUGUCACACAGCCUUUGGACCGAGAGACACAAGAUAAAUAUAAACUCUUUGCUCACGCUGAAGCAGUGGGUGAAACUAUUGCGACCGAGGAUCCCAUGGAAAUUAUCGUCUUUGUGAUCGAUCAGAACGACGAGAAACCCAAAUUCACUCAUGAAACCUUUUUUGGCGAGUUAGCUGAAGGAUCCAAAGCAGGUUUUGAAUUCAUGAAGGUGACCGCUGUUGAUCUAGAUGAACCUGGUUCAGCUAAUGCUGACAUUAGAUACAGUAUUGUGAGCCAAGACCCAGAGAGUCCAAAACCAAAUAUGUUCUUUAUUAACACUAUAACUGGAGGGAUCCAACUGAAAUCAGCGGGGCUGGACAGAGAGAACUUUCCUAAAUAUACAUUGGUAAUUAGCGCUGCUGAUAUGGAGGGGGACGGCCUCUCAACCACCUGCAAAGCAAGCAUCACAGUAACCGACAGCAACAACAACGCUCCUCAGUUUGACCCAAAUUCAUACACAGUGACUGUCCCUGAGAAUGCAGUGGGUGCCCUAGUGGUGAAAAUGCCAGUGACUGAUGGGGAUGAACCUCACACACUAGCCUGGUCAACUAAAUACAAGAUUAUUGAAGGAGACAAUGGAGGGUUCUUCAAUGUUACCACUGGACCCAGCAAGCUGGAGGGCAUUAUUACUACAGUCAAGGGCCUUGAUUUUGAGAAGAACGCAAAGUACACCUUGUUGGUCACCGUGGAGAACGAUGCCCCUUUUGUCACCAAUCUGCCCACCUCCACUGCCACAGUUAUUGUGAACGUGGAGGAUGUGAACGAGGCCCCAGUGUUUAAUCCAGUUGAGAAGGUGGUCAUUAAACCAGAGAACCUGGAAACUGGUGCUGACAUAAUUGCAUAUACAGCAACUGACCCUGACACGGCAAAAAAUCAGAAAGUGUGGUAUAAAUCGGGCGAUGAUCCAGCUGGAUGGCUGAACGUCAAUAGAGAGACUGGACUUAUCAAAGCGAGGAGCCCCAUGGAUAGAGAAUCUCCCUUUGUCAAAGGGGGCAGAUACCGGGCCCUCAUCCUGGCCAUUGAUGAUGAUGAUGUCCCUGCAACGGGAACCGGGACUCUGCUGAUCGAGCUGGAAGAUGUAAAUGACAACGCUCCCACAAUCAAGGAGAGGGAGAUCAUGAUCUUCGCAUUUUCUUUCAUUGUUACCCUUCUGUUUUGA